AUGGCUGCAGGACAAAAACUAUUAGAAUUUCCCAGAAAUGAUAUAAGCAUGAAAAGUAUAGUAUCUGCUGGUCGAUUCUAUGAAUUGGCAAAAUGUGUUGCUUGGAGUGGAACAGGUGGUCAGUCAGAUGUUGUGAUUAAGAAGAAUAUUGAUCCUUCGAACAAUCAAAUUGAGGAAGAGGUCUCCAAAGAAAUUGGAAUAAUGCAGUAUAUAUCAAAUCAUAAUAAUAUUGUAAAAUUAAUUGGAUGCUGCACAGACAAAGUUCCUAAAUAUAUAAUAAUGGAGUUACAGUCGUCAGAUCUGAAAUGCUAUCUUCAUUCUAAACGUAACGAGUCUGGAUUAAAGGAUAUUAAUCAAAGCAUUCUGUUAUCGUUUAUGAUUGACAUUGCAAAUGGAAUGGAACAUCUCUCUAAGUUAAAGAUUAUUCACAGAUAUUUGACCACUGAGCAUAUCUUAUUGAAUAGCCAUAGACAAUGUAAAAUAUCCAAUUUUAGCUAUGCUAGUGACGUCAUCGAUGACCUACGUUUCUUUGAAAAAACUCAGAACAACUAUCCAUAUCAAUGGAUGUCUGCAGAAACAUUGUUGAACAGAAGAUUUACACUGAAGAGUGAUAUUUGGUCUUUUGGUGUCGUCAUGUGGGAAAUUGUGAAUCUUGGUGCGGUUCCAUACCAAAGAGCGUCUGAGCAAGAAGUGACAAGCAUGGUACGAGAAGGAAAUCGAAUGCCCAAACCAGCAAAUUGCGGAAAUCAUAUGUUCAAAUCAACGUCCAACUACUUGAGUCGCCGUAUGCAAAUGUUUGAAUACGAAAUAGAGUUAUGGCUACGAAAGCAUCAUGUUUGA
Molecule: messenger RNA, 840 nt
Organism: Saccoglossus kowalevskii
Lineage: Eukaryota; Metazoa; Hemichordata; Enteropneusta; Harrimaniidae
Product: tyrosine kinase receptor Cad96Ca-like
Source: RefSeq, a predicted model, not a curated record